Neocloeon triangulifer is the source of this 3267-nucleotide messenger RNA. RefSeq names its product luciferin 4-monooxygenase-like. The transcript has 13 exons. NCBI's taxonomy places the organism in Eukaryota, Metazoa, Arthropoda, Insecta, Ephemeroptera, Baetidae. Bases 9 to 1751 code for a protein of 580 amino acids. Gene Ontology annotation, molecular function: CoA-ligase activity. The record is from RefSeq and is a predicted model, not a curated record.
CAAAAAAAAUGCUUAUCAUUUUUUGUUAUCAACAUGCAAUAUACCUAAUGAUAGAGGAGAAGUCUUGCUGUGAGAGGAAACGGUAUAGAAUAGGCCUCAUUUCUAUCAUUGCUUUGGACUGCAACGGUCAAAAAAUGCAGACAGACACUAAAUUAGAAGAUAUUCCGGAAACUCCUUUCAUGGACUUCAUUUUUAAAGAUUUUGAUGAGAAAAUUGAAAGUUUUCAAGACCGCCCAUGGAUUGUGGAUGUUCCAUCCGGAAAAACGGUGACCUUUGGUCAGGUCAAGAAUGACGCGAUUAAAAUUGCCAGCAGUCUUGCUAGAAGAGGCUUCAAGCAAGGCGACACGCUUUACUUUGUGACAUAUGAAAUGGCAGAACUGUUUUUGGUAAAAAUUGGUGUUUGGUUGUUGGGCGGCGUGGUACGAGGGUGCUAUCAAGGAGAAAUCGCUGAUGUCUAUGCCAAGCAGAUUAAAGAAAGCUCGGCAAAGUUUAUACUGGUGGAUUCAGACACCAUUAAUGUGAUUCACACUGCUUUGGAGUUUCUGCAUUCUGAUGUAUGUCUGAUAAGCUUGGGUAAGGAACCCAUUCCAGGCACUUCUCACAUUUCAAAAUUGCUUGCCGAUGAUGGCUCAGCUUUCAAAAAACCGAAAAACAUCAAUGUUAAAGAAGAUAUAGUGGCAAUCUUGAACACAAGUGGAUCGACAGGUUAUCCUAAAGGUGUCGUGCACACACAUUACUCGUGUGUUGGUUUCAUUACCAAUCUUGGGUUCAUCAGGACCGAGAGCACUCUUCUUGAGUUCAUGAUUAAUUACGGAGUUGGAGUUUUUGGUCUGGCGAUGUACUUUCUUACAACAGGCAAAACGAUAUACCAUAUCAAUAAAUUUGAUCGAUCCCAAUACUUCCAACAAAUUUUUACCUACAAGCCGAAAAGCAUUCUGUUUUAUCCCUUUGUGGCCAAUUGGUUUGCUCGGUGUGAAAAUGAGCUUGAGGUUUUAGGAUCAAGAAAUAUUUUUAAUUUGAUAAUGAUUGGUGGUUGGGUGCUUGAUUCAAAAACGGCAGACAAGCUCCAUGAUACAUUGCCAAAUACACAUAUCCAGCAGGUUUAUGGCAUGACAGAAAUUCACUUUGCAACUUGCACAAAGAAUGGCGAAAAACCAGAAAAGUUAGAGCGCUGCGUAAGCGAAGGGCAAGAAUUUACUUCUUCGGGACGCUUCCUGCCAAGAUACGAAGGAAAGAUUAUGGACCUGUCAACUGGAAAAGAGUUGGGCCCACUUGAAGUAGGCGAGUUGUACGUCCGAUCACCUUGCAUUAUGAGAGGAUAUUUUAAACCCGGCAAUCAGGUCGAUUCACCAAUUGACAAAGACGGUUGGUUGCCAACAGGAGAUUUAGGUUUUAUGGAUUUAAAAGGGAACGUUUACAUCAAGGACAGAGCUAUAUUUACCUACAAAUACAUGGCGGUGUUCGUUUUGCCAACUGAAAUUGAAGCUGCACUGCAAGAGCACCCUGAUGUGCAAGAGGCAGGUGUUGUGGGAAUGCCUGACCCCGCAACCAAUAGCGCCUCUAGGGCUCUGGUUGUGCUAAAACCAGGACGAAAAUGCAGUGCAAAGGAGCUAUGCAAAUUCGUGGCCGACAGACUUCCUCCGCACAAGCAACUGCACGGCGGAGUGCAAUUUGUCAAGAGGCUUCCUGUGAAUAAGGGUGGAAAAUUGGACAGGAAGGCCCUCAAAGAUUUAGCAAUUUCAGAAGGAUAGUAUUGAUUUCAUUGUGAUUGCAUGAUUCAAUUUUGAAAUAACUUCUUCGGAGAAAUUUAUUGGUUAAUUUCUAAUAUUAUCAAAUUUGCAUAAAAAUAAAGCCAGAAGCACAAUUACCAUGUGCCAAAAAACUCUUAAUUUCUUUUUAAUUUUUCUCAUUUUUUAUAUAAUGUAAUUUAUUUAGAUAGUAUGUGUGCAAUAUCUUCUAAAUUUUCUUUCGCUAUUUAUCGUUUAUAUUUAUAAUAUAAUACUAUUAUAGCAUUACAAAUCUUAAUAAUGAAUAUUUAUGUUCUCUAUUUUAUUUCCAAGUUUAAAUUUUAAGAAAAAGCUGCCUAUUAUUGCUAUGAUACUUUUCAAGCAAAACACGUCAAAUCAAUUUCACCUACCUUGUGCUGGAUUGCUGGUUGACACUUGACACAGCUGGUUGCUUCAAGAUCAAGAGACAGUUCUUCGUUGAAUUGAAUGCAGAAAGAAAAGGUAUGAUCCGCCGGGAUUUUAGUAACUGCUGAUGAAUUUCCUUCUGCAAUCUUUGGCCUCCGUGAUGCUUUUUUCACUUUCCGCACCAUUCACGUAUAUUAUAUCACCGAAAAUCGUCCAUUUUCACUAUAUAUGUAAGUAAUCAUGCAUGUACGGUUUGGUUCUUUUUCAGUCAUGCACAUUUUGCAAAACACACUAAACCAUGUCGAUUUCAAUAAAACCACUUCACCUGUGUCUUUAGAGUAAUCACGAACCGCGAAUUCUCGAGUCUCGUCAGCAUUGCAAAUUUCCUGCAAACUGGAAGCCGAGAAGUGAACUGGAAGCGAGCAGCAUGGCCUCCGGCUUUCACAAGUCUCAAGAGGAGAAAAAUCAGCAGCAAUCAGCAUACAAAUCAAAACAAAACUCCUUCCGUCGUUUGGUGUGAGAGGUGGGGAGGGGUUGGUGGCGAGGGCGUGAUCUCCCACCUCACACAAGUGCGCGUCACGAAAAUAAUAAAUGUUAUACAAAUAAUGCGCAUUAUGUAUUAAUGAGUAAAUUGAUAGAGGAAAUAUAAUGAAAUAGAUAUUUAAUCAAGAAUGCACCUACUUAAAAUUUGUUUUGAAGAAAAAUUAUCUUUUUUAAUUGAACAUUAUGUUUUACGAAGUACAUAAUAUCCAUAAUAUUAUAACAUAUACAUUUUUAUUUUUGAUGGCCUCUUUGUUUCCUCUGUCAACGCUGUGGAUGAUGCUAAUCGCUAUAAAAGCCUUUAUUUUUAUUUAUGUUGCAUUCAAGAUUUAUUUUAUAAAAAAUUGCCUAUAAGUAGUGAAAAUAGCGAUUACUUUAAAAAUACUGUUUAAAUUUAUCGAAAUAUUAUUAAUGUUAUUCUCUGCUGUUAAUUAUUUAAAAAGUUUGUAUCACUUCUUUUAUAACACAUUUCAACAGCUCAAACCAUCAGAAAACCAAAAACCAGAUGUAUGUAUACAUUUUUUAUAACAAAUCAUGGUGAUUCGAAUUUAAAAUCGUCUUUUCCUCGAUGGGUAUGUGAGCUGUUUUUUUUUUU